Molecule: messenger RNA, 2006 nt
Organism: Sesamum indicum (sesame)
Lineage: Eukaryota; Viridiplantae; Streptophyta; Magnoliopsida; Lamiales; Pedaliaceae
Product: serine/threonine-protein phosphatase 5
Molecular function (GO): hydrolase activity; protein binding
Source: RefSeq, a predicted model, not a curated record
CCAAAUAAACAAAAACACUCAAAAGCCUCAACAGUACUCUCCGGAAUAAUCUAGGGCAAAGACCUUUCUUCCCUCCCCUCUUCCAUCACUCUCUCUCUCUCUCUCACACGCACACACACAAUACACACUGAUAUUCUCGUGUAGGAAAAAGCGGAACAGGAAGAUAAACCCCACUCCACAAGAAGGAAACAGAGCGAGUCAUUGCAGCUAACUUGUUUAUAGUAUGCCCCCGAGCAUGGAGACUGAGAAUUCCACAAACACUUCUCGAGCUGAAGAACUCAAACUCCUCGCAAAUGAAGCCUUCAAAGCGCAUAAAUAUUCUCAGGCUAUUGAUUUAUAUACGCAAGCGAUAGAGGUGAAUAAGGAUAAUGCAGUCUACUGGGCUAACCGUGCGUUUGCUCACACCAAAUUGGAGGAGUAUGGAAGUGCUAUACAAGACGCCACGAAAGCUAUUGAAAUUGACCCAAAAUAUUCGAAGGGUUAUUAUAGGCGGGGCGCAGCAUAUUUGGCAAUGGGCAAGUUUAAAGAUGCUCUGAAGGAUUUUCAACAAGUCAAAAAAUUAUGUCCGAAUGACCCUGAUGCCACCAAGAAAUUAAAGGAGUGUGAGAAAGCUGUGAUGAAGCUAAAAUUUGAGGAAGCUAUUUCUGUACCUGAAUCAGCAAGACAUUCAAUAGCUGACACAAUUGAUUAUCACGCUAUAGAUGUGGAGCCACAGUAUUCCGGGGCAAGAAUAGAGGGAGAUGUUGUAACAUUGGAUUUUGUGAAGAAAAUGAUGGAUGACUUUAAGAAGCAGAAGUGCCUACAUAAAAGAUAUGCAUUCCAGAUUGUGCUGCACACCAGAUCUUUGCUGCGCGAAUUGCCAUCUCUUGUUGAUAUUAAUGUCCCUGAUGGGAAGCAUUUCACGGUAUGCGGUGAUGUACAUGGUCAGUUUUAUGAUUUGAUGAAUAUAUUUGAGCUCAAUGGACUUCCGUCAGAAGAUAAUCCAUAUCUGUUCAAUGGGGACUUCGUAGAUAGGGGUUCUUUUUCGUUAGAGGUCAUUCUCACGCUGUUCGCCUUCAAGUGCAUGUCUCCCUCAGCUAUAUACCUUUCUCGAGGGAACCAUGAAAGCAAGAGCAUGAAUAAGAUAUAUGGUUUUGAGGGUGAGGUCAGAUCCAAAUUGAGUGAGACAUUCGUGGAACUAUUUGCAGAAGUGUUCUGUUGUUUACCUUUGGCUCACGUCAUAAAUGAGAAAGUCUUUGUGGUUCAUGGAGGCCUUUUCAGUGUUGAUGGUGUAAAGCUCUCGGACAUCAGAGCAAUUGAUCGGUUUUGUGAGCCUCCCGAGGAGGGAUUGAUGUGUGAAUUGCUGUGGAGUGACCCACAACCUCAGCUUGGGAGGGGACCAAGCAAACGUGGUGUUGGUCUCUCAUUUGGUGCAGAUGUAACAAAAAGAUUUUUGGAGGACAACAACUUAGAUUUAGUAGUAAGGUCACAUGAGGUUAAGGAUGAGGGUUACGAGAUCGAGCAUGAUGGUAAACUUAUAACGGUAUUUUCUGCUCCAAAUUACUGUGAUCAGAUGGGAAACAAGGGCGCAUUUAUUCGUUUUGAAGCCCCAGACCUGAAACCCAAUAUCGCAACAUUUUCAGCAGUGCCACACCCUGAUGUCAAACCAAUGGCAUAUGCAAACAACUUCCUACGAAUGUUCGCCUAGUACAUAACCCUAUCUUGUUAUAAUAUCUACUGCAAGACACUUCUUACUGCCCAACUGCAAAAUGGUGGUAAAAAUGGCUGAAGACACGGUUUUCACUUUUCACAUUGAUCAAGGAUAACAUGUGUGCACUUGAUAUCUGGGAUUCUUUUCCUCAAUUGCUGUAUGUGGCCUGGAAAUUUAGGCUCAGCUGUGGAAAGUAGUAGGUGUGCCAUGUACAACAUUUUGCUCCUUCAUUUGUAUUCAUAUUAAUUUAUGUAAGAAAUAUUUUGAUUUUUGGUUGAUUUAACUUACCGCUCCUAUGAAAUAGCUAAAUUUCUAA